Molecule: messenger RNA, 2643 nt
Organism: Acomys russatus (golden spiny mouse)
Lineage: Eukaryota; Metazoa; Chordata; Mammalia; Rodentia; Muridae
Gene: Bmp5
Product: bone morphogenetic protein 5
Exons: 7
Coding region: 728-2095 (455 amino acids)
Biological process (GO): SMAD protein signal transduction
Cellular component (GO): extracellular region
Molecular function (GO): growth factor activity; cytokine activity
Source: RefSeq, a predicted model, not a curated record
ACAUUUCUCUUUAGAUCUCUCUUGAAGAGGGCUGGUAUAUUUGUGCCUGCUGGAGGUGGAAUUAACUCUAAGAAGGAGGAAGAGAUUGAAUGGAUUUACAGGGAGGAUUUCAAGUAAAUUCUGGGAAGCACAUUUGCUUGAACAGUCUAACCUUGGGUCUUGGUUUACACUAAGACCAUACAAAAGAUAUUCAAGUUAUCACUAGGCUGCCGGGACAAACAUAAUUCCAACCCCAAGGUGCAGAUCAGCGUAGAUCUGUGUGAUUCAGACCUCAGGAUUUGUUUUGGAGAGAGUUCAAGCAUUGGGAAGAAGUCAGAGCAAGAAGAGAAAUUGGGAGCUGCAGUCCUAUCAGAAGACCAGCUUUCGUCAGUUCAAAUACCACAGGCCUGAUUAUCAUAAAUUCACAUAGGAAUGCAUAGGCUAUUUGAUCAAAUAAUUUUAGCCAGCUUUUGCUACAUCAACACGGCAAACGCUCUCAGCAACUGUGGAUAAUUAGCGAUCUGACUUGCAGCUUGCUUAGUGAUAAGUACUCUUGACUUGUUCUCCAACAUUGGAAGCGGGAGAAGAAAGGACUGAGGGUGCUGUGUUCAGAAAUAGCUCUGUCAUGAAGAAUAGGUAAAUCUGUUUUCACAGCUACUGCCAAAGUGGACCUCCAAGGAACCUGGAUUAUUAUUACUUUUUAAGUGGACAAGGAUUAAAAAUACCGACUUUGUGCCUUUGUACAAAAAUGCAUUGGACUGUGUUUUUACUUAGGGGUCUUGCGAGCUUCCUGUGGAGCGGCUGGGUUCAAGUGGGCUACGUAAAGGGAGCCUUGGGAGACAACCAUGUCCACUCCAGCUUUAUUUAUAGAAGACUCCGGAACCAUGAACGACGGGAAAUCCAGAGGGAAAUUCUCUCUAUUUUGGGUUUGCCUCACAGACCCAGGCCCUUUUCACCUGGAAAGCAAGCAUCAUCCGCACCCCUUUUUAUGCUGGAUCUCUACAACGCCAUGGCCAGUGAAGAAAACCCUGAGGAGUCAGAUUACUUGGUGAGGGUAUCCCUGGCAGGAGAGGCCAAAGAGGCAAGAAAGGCAUCCACUGUGGCUUCUCCCAAUGGGUAUGCUCAGCGCAUGCACUUAUCCCCCAGGGGUCCUCAGACCACCCGGAGCCCACCACUUGCCAGCCUACACGAUACCAACUUUCUGAAUGACGCUGACAUGGUCAUGAGCUUUGUCAACUUAGUUGAAAGAGACAAGGACUUUUCUCAUCAGAGAAGGCAUUACAAAGAAUUCCGGUUUGAUCUGACUCAAAUUCCCCAUGGAGAAGCAGUGACAGCCGCCGAGUUCCGGAUAUAUAAGGACAAGAGCAACCAUCGAUUUGAAAAUGAAACAAUUAAGAUUAGCAUAUAUCAGAUCAUCAAGGAAUACACAAAUAGGGAUGCGGAUCUUUUCCUGCUGGACACAAGGAAGGCGCAAGCUGUGGAUGUCGGUUGGCUAGUCUUUGACAUCACUGUGACCAGCAACCAUUGGGUGAUUAAUCCACAGAACAAUUUGGGAUUACAGCUCUGUGCAGAGACGGGAGAUGGACGCAGCAUCAAUGUAAAAUCUGCUGGUCUUGUGGGAAGACAGGGGCCUCAGUCAAAACAGCCGUUCAUGGUGGCCUUCUUCAAAGCAAGUGAGGUACUUCUUCGAUCCGUGAGAGCAGCUGGCAAACGGAAAAAUCAGAACCGCAACAAAUCCGGUUCUCCUCAGGACCCUUCCCGGGUGUCCAGUGCUGGAGAUUAUAAUACCAGCGAACAAAAGCAAGCCUGCAAGAAGCAUGAACUCUAUGUAAGCUUCCGGGACCUGGGAUGGCAGGACUGGAUCAUAGCACCAGAAGGGUAUGCUGCUUUUUAUUGUGAUGGAGAAUGUUCUUUUCCACUUAAUGCCCACAUGAAUGCCACCAACCACGCCAUAGUCCAGACUCUGGUACACCUGAUGUUUCCCGACCAUGUUCCCAAGCCUUGCUGUGCACCAACCAAACUAAAUGCCAUCUCUGUCCUCUACUUUGAUGAUAGCUCCAAUGUCAUUCUGAAAAAGUACAGAAAUAUGGUAGUGCGUUCGUGCGGCUGCCACUAGCACUCAGUAUUUGCGGUAAUAACAAAACAGAUCUGUAUUAUGUUUAUGACUGCAAUAAAAAGCAGGGAAAUGGGGAAUUUCCUAAAACCAGUCUGGGUCAUUUCAUCUCUCUAUGUAUGAUAUCAUGUAUAUCUGCUUUUUAUUUAUUUAAAAAUAUGUAUUCUCUUUUGGAUGCCUUACCAGUAAAAUCUACUUUAAAGGUACCCAUGUUACAUAAUAAAUUCCUACUCUUAAAAGAAAUAGAUUCCUACUCUAACUUUUGAUGGGGUGUGCUGAGUCCAGUUUAAUUCUAUGGCAAUGUUUUUUCCCAAUACUAUUAUAAAUGAUUUUCUGAUAGUAAAUAGAAAUCCUUUGAAACUUUAAUGUUGCUGAAAGGAAAUGAGUAUAUUUGCCUAUAUUAUACCAAUGACAACUAAAAUAGAAUAUUGAGAUACAAAGUUUUAGAAACUAACAACCGAAAUUAGAAAAAAAAUGCUUGGCUAAAUGAAAAUUUUCUUUUACCAUUUGUUCUUCUUUGGCUAAAGUAAAAUGCUGAGCUGGACCUUAAA